Quercus lobata is the source of this 3687-nucleotide messenger RNA. Its product is annotated as beta-1,3-n-acetylglucosaminyltransferase radical fringe protein, putative (DUF604). The record is from RefSeq and is a predicted model, not a curated record. The coding region runs from base 96 to 1736 and encodes 546 amino acids. The transcript has 6 exons. NCBI's taxonomy places the organism in Eukaryota, Viridiplantae, Streptophyta, Magnoliopsida, Fagales, Fagaceae.
UGAAAUUCAAAAUUAGUGCCUGUCUGGGGACACAUAAGUUGAAUUUGUAUGGACUUGUAGACACACACUUUUUUCGAAGGUGACGAGGAGGGGAGAUGAUGGUGAACAACAGCAACAUCAAGACAUUGUCGACAUCUCCAAUGCCCCAUCAUCAUAAUCAUCACUUUGAACGAAGCCGAAGCCGACUUCGUCCAUGGCGUCGCAGCCGCAUAGGCACUGCGGCGGUGGCCGUGGCGGCACUUCUCCUCUCCACCACUGCAUGGCUCUCUCUCGUUUUCUCCGGCACCACCACCGACUGCUGGCACCGCUUCAAGAAUUGGGAAGCCAGCCCCCAUUCUUCUCUCCGCUGGGCCUGGAACAACCAAUCAUUUGUGUCAUCACCACCACCACCACCACCACCGUCGCCACCCACUCAGUCUCGCAAUCGCAGCCUUUCCGAAACGGAAAAGCAGGACGAAGAAGAGGAGUUGUCACUGAAACACAUCGUAUUCGGCAUUGCCGGGUCCUCGCAACUCUGGACUCGUCGCAGGGAAUUCGUGAAGCUCUGGUGGCGACCAGCCGAGAUGCGAGGACACGUGUGGUUAGAAGAAGAGGCAGAAGAAGCAGCAGAUAAUGGAUCGUUGUUGUUGUUGCCGCCGGUGAUGGUUUCAGAGGACAUAUCCCGGUUCCGCUACACGAAUCCGACGGGCCACCCAUCUGGGCUCCGCAUCUCCCGCAUAAUCACAGAGUGUUUUCGACUGGGUUUGCCCAAUGCUCGCUGGUAUGUGCUUGGUGACGAUGACACCAUCUUCAAUGUCGAUAACUUGGUAGCUCUUCUUGACAAGUAUGAUCCUUCUCAAAUGGUCUACAUUGGUAGCCCAUCUGAGAGCCACUCUGCCAACACCUAUUUCAGUCACUCCAUGGCCUUUGGUGGUGGCGGCAUUGCCAUUAGCCACCCACUUGCACAGGCGCUCUCUUCCAUUCUCGAUGACUGCCUUGAUAGAUAUCCAAAGCUCUAUGGCAGUGAUGAUCGCCUCCAUGCUUGUAUUUCUGAACUCGGAGUUCCUCUCACCAGAGAACCCGGUUUCCACCAGUGGGAUAUCAGGGGUAGUGCACAUGGUAUUCUAUCCUCACACCCAGUUGCCCCAUUUGUGUCUAUCCACCAUGUUGAAGCUGUUGACCCUAUCUAUCCCGGGUUGAGCUCUCUAGACAGCUUGAAACUCUUCACUAAGGCCAUGAGACUCGACCCUGCUAGCUUCUUGCAGCGAUCAAUUUGUUAUGAUAGACCACGGCGUCUCACUUUUUCUGUCUCGUUGGGUUAUGUUGUUCAAGUGUUCCCAAACAUUGUGCUCCCCCGUGAGCUGGAACGCUCGGAGGUCACCUAUACUGCUUGGAACAAAGUUCGUCAGAGGAAUGAGUUUGAUUUUGACACCAGGGAUCCAUACUCUUCUCUCUGUAAAAAGCCUACCCUUUUUUUCUUGAAACAUGUAUCAAAGCAAGGUAAUGCUACAUUGGGUUUGUAUGCGCGGGCCACACCAAGAGAUGAUUUCAAAAGAAGAGUUCUCUGCUUUCCUCGUUCACCUCCCCUGCGCGGUUUGAAAUAUAUUCAGGUCAUGGGAAAUCCACUGACCAAGAAUUGGCAUUUGGCACCACGUCGCCUAUGUUGCAAACUUAACCAAACCACUGAAGAAGGUCUUAUAUUAACAGUUGGACAGUGUGAGAAGGCAGCUUUCAGUUCUAUAACUGAUUUUCUGUGACUUUUGUUUGGGAUAGUGGUGCAUCGGUGUAUUACUCCUCAAUUAAUCUGAAUAUAUGAAUACUGCCUAAAAUGCAAGUGUCUCCACUAGCAUGCGCUUUAUCUUGUUCAGGCACAUUAACUCUACCUCUGUCUUUCAACAAUCAUUGAUAACUGAGAUAUGGACAAUUGAUAGUCCAUGCUUACAGAUUGUAGAUAUGAGGGCAUUUUAUUUUAUACAAGCAAGUUAAAUUGAAGAUGAGCGUGCAAUUCUUCGGCUUGGUAUUUACACUCUCUGCCUUCAAUUUUUCUUCAGAAGGAAAUGAAAUUGAUGUGAUACGUGGAUUAUGUAAGUUGGAGGGAAACUUUAGUUUGAGGAUGACAAGUUGCUGAGCUAAAGGUGGGGCAGCUGGGUUCAAAGUUGCAAUCUUGGUUGCUACUGGGGGCUUUGGCUUGCCUCUUGGCUAUGUUGAUGAAGAUGAACCCUCUAGUUUCAGUUCUUCAUCUUUAUGAUGUUGUAAACUCACCUGGUGUUACUGCUGAUAUUACUCACAUGGACACUGGUGCUGUGGCAGAGGUGUUGGGGCUUGAUCCUAGGGAAGUUAAUGUUGACAAUUUUGCCUCCUGUCACAAGAUUUGUAAAAAUGAAUUUUCAACUUCAACAAUUCAGACCCUGUUAAUGCAGCCAUCUAAGUAAUGCAUUUUAUAAUUACAAGCAACUUGCAGUUACCAAAGGGACUGAGGGAAAUUUGAAUUGGUCGGAGGCCUUUGGUGGAGAUUUUCUUUCUGCUUUCUACAGUACAAGCAACUUGCAGUUACUAAAGGGACUGAGGGAGCUUUGAAUUGGUUGGAGGUCUUUGGUGGAGCUCCAGUGACUAAACGAGAUAUUUCAUUCUGGCAAACUGAACGCGACAAGACUUUGAUGAAUAAUGGGCGGGAUGAAACAAAUAAUCCAACCAUUGUUCACAAACAAUGGUGGCUGAGCUUUGAGGAAUGAGAGAAAUUAAGAGAUCAGAGAUAUUGGUUAGAAGAGAGGUAAAGUGAGAGACUGGAAAAUGGAAAGGGGGGCUUGUAAGGAUAAAGGGUUUUAAUCAGAUGCGGGCACACGCACACAGAUAUAUAUAUAUAUAUAUAUAUGUAUAUUUUUUCUAAAAACUAAAUAUGUUUAACUCAGUUUUGCUGUGAGAAAUCACAGCACCAAACGUCAAAAAAAUUUUACAAGGUAAAACUGAUACCGACCAACCAUGUACAGAAACCAAUUGCGGCAGUAUUGGUUUUCUGGUUUUUAGUUGCACCCCUAGCUUUUCCCAUUACCUUUUCACUAUGAGAAAUAAAGGAAUUUUACUAUUUGUAUCUUUCCUGUGUACUUGAACAUUCUUCUCUUGUUAAUAAAAUAGUUUUAUUUAUCAAAAGAAGAGGAAGAAGAAGAAAAGACUAUUUGAAAUCAGAAUUGUACUUGUUAUACUACCGAUUGUCCCAAAAGCUUAAGCUAUUAGGAAAUAAUGAAUUUAAUCACUUAAUCAUAAGUUUGCCAGUACUAAUGGAAAAAAGUUUAAGCUUCCAGCAAUUUAUACAGUUCUUAGGGAAAGUAUGAACUCCAAAUUGAAAUCAACAAGAACAUCAUUACAUAGGAUCAAAGAGUUAUAGAAACAUUUUUAAACUGAAGAAAAAGUGCAUAAAAAUAUUCAAAAUUGGAUAAAGUUAUCCAGAUCAUGUGGCAGAACCUAAGAAGUCAUGUGACUAUUGAGUAGGUCAUAUGACUAAAAGAACACAUGAAUGUUCAUUUGACUUGCCACAUAGUAGGUUGGAGGAACUUUCCUCAAAACUUUGGAUGAAAAUUCUGUUCUUCAAAAUUCUGGUACGCAAAAAUCGGGCACAUAUCCACCAAGAAAAAUCAAAUACAUCAUGGCAAUUUACUUUUGGAUUAUUGAAAUCAUUUAUUUGAGUCAAAUUAAAGAAAGCAGUCUUUUAAA